Messenger RNA from Cladophialophora psammophila CBS 110553, 795 nucleotides. RefSeq lists its product as uncharacterized. NCBI's taxonomy places the organism in Eukaryota, Fungi, Ascomycota, Eurotiomycetes, Chaetothyriales, Herpotrichiellaceae. The coding region runs from base 1 to 795 and encodes 264 amino acids. The transcript has a single exon. The record is from RefSeq and is a predicted model, not a curated record.
AUGGCGGUCCGCGACCUGUGUCUGCUCUGCCUCAUGACGCUCUUCGCUCUACCUGCGCCGUCUCUCGGAGUCAGUAUCCAAUCUGAUAUAAUUUCAAAAUGCGAUAACGCGACUGGCGCCGAUGAUAACUGCAGCAUUGUUGGUGAUGGUGAUUUCUAUGGGCUGGGGGUCAGAAUCGGCAUAUAUGCAUCAUGGUUCGCUUCUUGGGUCAGCAACAGUUUCGUUCGCGAUCCGAGGGAGAUCUGUCAAUCUCUCGACACAAACGCCAGCUUCCUGUUCGCCAUCGCAAUAGUCGUGGCCACGUUCUCCUCGUCAGGCAACAUUCGAGUCAUCGACGCGUUGAUCCUCUUGCUGCUAUCUUUCGGCUAUCUACUUAGCGUGAUGAGCCUGUGGGGAUACAGGACCCUGCCCGAAAACCGCAAGCAUUUCGGUGGCUGGGGCACUCAUUUCCGCCUCAUGCUCAUGAAUGCCAUAUGCGCCUACGGCAUCUGGUUCUGGAGUGUCGGUAUGACCGACAAGCUUCCUAAAUGCAAUACGAGAGAGCAAUGUGGCGGGCUGAAGCUGUGGAUUCUCGUUGAAGUCCCCGUCGCCGGUACCGGCAUCCGAAAUCUGUUCCUGGCCUUUUCCUGCAUCGUUGGUGCCUUCUACUUCACGAUGUUGCUUGCGGCCUGUUUGGCUCUCAUCAAACUCCUGCGGGAAAUGAUCGAUAACGACUGGAAAGGCUGGCGUGUGCCGUUCAGCUGGAGAUUGCGAGAGAAGAUCGCAAAGGCAGAACCUUGGCCUCUGAAUUUGUGA